This is a messenger RNA of Rhagoletis zephyria (snowberry fruit fly), 708 nucleotides long. RefSeq lists its product as uncharacterized. The record is from RefSeq and is a predicted model, not a curated record. Lineage: Eukaryota; Metazoa; Arthropoda; Insecta; Diptera; Tephritidae.
GCACAGUUGACUUGCGGCCUUGCUUGAAGAAGUUUCAUCGCAUUACUUUGGGAAGCGAAUAUAUUUAGUUCGAAUAGAAUUUGAGUAAAAUGACUAAGUUUAUUUUGGGCCUCGCGCUUUGUGGAUUUUUGGUUUUAGUCGCCGCCGCACACCCUUUGCUGGAGGAGGAAGGCUACAACAAUGAUGCAGCUAAUCGCCUAGUAGAUGUUCAAGGCUGGAUAGAAGAACUUCAACCGGUUGCACUGCUGGUGCGCCAUGCACGUUCUCCUGACUCACGCGAGGAUUCGUCUCAAGAAAAUAAACGAGGUCGAGUUGAGUUGAAAUACGAAGACACGCCGGAGCGUGGACGUGAAGCCACUUUCAAGUACAAUCACAAUUUGGCGAAAAGCGAUGAUGGCAGCUAUAGUGUUGAUGCUUAUGCACAGGGCAAGCGUAAUUACGAUUGGAAUCAAAAUGAUUUUCAAGGUGGUUUGGAGGGUCAUUGGCAUUUCAAGGGUUAAAAUGCAGUAAAAGAAUAAAUAAUGGCCUUAUUCAUAAAAAAUAAUAAAAAUAAUAAAAUAAUAAAAAAGGUUUAUAAACAGAAAAAUUUAUGAAAACUCUCUUUAAACCUACUUUAUUUUUUAUGAAUAAGGCCAAAUAUGUUUAUAGCAUUUAGCUACUAGAAAUAGGCAAGGAAUGCUAUAUUGAAAUAAACAGCAAAUAUAGAAA